Molecule: messenger RNA, 1579 nt
Organism: Phoenix dactylifera (date palm)
Lineage: Eukaryota; Viridiplantae; Streptophyta; Magnoliopsida; Arecales; Arecaceae
Product: polyadenylate-binding protein RBP47-like
Cellular component (GO): cytosol
Molecular function (GO): mRNA binding
Source: RefSeq, a predicted model, not a curated record
GCCAAGAAUGCCUCUACUCUCUCGAUCCAGCGGUCCCUAUCCCUCCUCGUCUCAAAGCCGCUUCCCUCUCCCAUAUCCCCCCCGGCCCUCUCCCAAUCUUUCCCCUCGCCCGGGUCUUGCCUGUCCGCCCGCGACCACGCUCUCGCCGCCUCUUAUCCGGCGACGAAUCCCUCCGACGAAGCGGUGGAAACGAUGCAGCAGGCGGCUGGCGGCUCUGAUUCCCUGCAGCAGCAAUGGGUGGCGAUGCAGUAUCCGCCGCCUGCGGCGGCGAUGAUGAUGCGGCACCAGAUGGUGCCGCCGCCGCCUCAGCCGCAGUACGCGCAGCAAUUCCUGCCAUACCACCCCCCGCCUCCGCCGCAGAACCACCAGCACCAGGCCGGGACGGCGGCAGGCGAAGAGAACAAGACGAUCUGGGUAGGGGACCUUCAUUACUGGAUGGAGGAGAACUACCUCCACAGCUGCUUCGGCCACACCGGCGAGGUGGUCUCUAUUAAAGUUAUUCGCAAUAAACAAACUGGACAGUCAGAGGGAUAUGGUUUUGUAGAGUUUUAUACACGUGCAGCAGCUGAAAAAGUAAUUCAGAGCUUUGUUGGUCAUAUAAUGCCCAACACAGAUCAACCUUUUCGGUUAAAUUGGGCAUCAUUUAGCAUGGGCGACAGGCGUGCAGAUGUUGCUCCUGACCACUCUAUAUUUGUUGGAGAUCUAGCUUCUGAUGUUACUGAUGCCAUGCUGCAAGAAAUUUUUGCUAGUAGGUACCCAUCUGUAAAAGGGGCAAAAGUUGUUAUUGAUGCAAAUACUGGCCGUUCAAAAGGUUAUGGAUUUGUAAGAUUCAGAAAUGAUAAUGAGAAAACGCUUGCCUUGACUGAAAUGAAUGGUGUAUUCUGCUCUGGUAGGCCCAUGCGAAUCGGUCCUGCAACCCCCAGAAAGUCAUCUGGUGGUUCUGGAAAUGGUGUACCUGGACAGUCGCAUGGAGAUUCAACUAACACAACAGUUUUUGUUGGGGGACUUGACACAAAUGUCAGUGAAGAUGAUCUCAGGCAGGUCUUUUCUCAGUAUGGUGAAAUUGCCUCCGUGAAAAUUCCAUCUGGAAAACAAUGUGGCUUUGUGCAAUUUGUCCAGAGAAACAAUGCUGAAGAAGCAUUGCAGGCGUUGAAUGGAACUGUCAUUGGGAAGCAGCCUGUUCGUCUUUCAUGGGGCCGCAACCCUGCAAACAAACAGUUAAGAGGUGAUCCUAGUAAUCUGUGGAAUGGUGUUUACUAUGGAGCACAGUUCUACAAUGGCUAUGGGUAUGCUGCCCCAGUUCCAGGCCCAACCAUGUAUGCUGCUCCAUAUGGGGCUCAUUCCUUCAAUGGAGACCAACAACAAGUGAGCUGAUUUGGGUACAACAGAAACCCACAUUUUCUUCGUUGAUUUUUGUCAUUCUUCCUUUUAUAAAUUUUGAUUGGUUGCUGAAAGAUUUUCUUUUUUUUUUUUUAAAAGCCAUGUCUGUGUGCUUCCAUGUGAUAUAAGAAAGAUGCUUGAUAUGUACAAUCACAACAUCAGCUUUUAAAAUUAAGUUUUCAUUGGUUUUGUGUCAAUC